CACCACUUUAGCCGAAGCUCAGGUACUCCUAAUUCUCAAUCUAUGAUCAUGAAAACGGCGACACAACGGUGACCAGGCCUUAUCUGACGCCAGCACUUCAUUCGCCAUUUAAAGUUCUUCGAUGCAUACUUCCCUGCUCUAGGCUGACAGCAAGGUACUGAUAGUGACGAUCUCUGACGUAGACGUGCGCGGGGCACCCCUGAAAUCGAUACAUCACGAUGCUGCUGACGACUCAUACCCAAAUGCGAGAACGGAGCGUCACGCAGAGCGCUCACAUUAAAGGAUGAUGGUCAUACUUUCCUGUCCACUUCGAUUGGUUUCUUGCCUUGUGGUACGACAUAUUCAUGUGGACAUUCUAGCAUCAUGUUUGCCAAGCUCGUACCGAACUAUGUGAUCGCUUCCAUCGCGGUUGCGAUAGGUGGAUUCCUCAAUGGAUACGACACCGGCUCUAUAGGCGCGAUCAUGGAGAUGGAUGAGUUCAAGAAAGCAGUUGGGCAUCUGUCUCCGUUUCUGGUCGGUUUCACCGUAUCGCUAAUUAUGCUCACUGCCGCCAUCCCAUCUAUCUUCGCAGGCCAGCUUGCAGACUCUUUGGGAAGGAUUAAAGUCAUCUCGUUGGGUGCUUUGCUGUUUGGUAUUGGGGCAGCUAUCGAAGGCAGCUCGAAUGGCCUGCCUCAGUUCCUCGUCGGCCGGGCUAUUGCAGGCUUGGGCGAGGGUGUAUACCUCAGUAAUGUGAGUGUGUAUAUCUGCGAAAUCGCGCCUUAUAAGCACCGCGGUAUCCUGGCGGGCUUACCACAAUUCAUGGCGACGGCCGGUGUAUGUAUAGGGUACUUCACGUGCUAUGGCACGAUUGCCAUCCAGUCGACCCUUGCUUGGCGUGUACCAUACAUCAUCCAGUGCCUUCUCACCAUCCUGUUCAUCGCCAGCUGUAUCAUCUUGCCAGACUCUCCACGGUGGCUGAUGACGCAUGGAAGGAGACAGGAAGCACUGACUGCUCUGAGCAAACUGGACUUCUCGAUGGUCGAAGCAGAACGAGACUUCCUCACAGUUACCGAACAGAGGAGUAGCCUUUCGCCAUGGCAAAGCUUUUUGUUACUAUUCAGGCGAGGUUACAGGUCGAGAACUAUCCUGGCGCUUUUCAUCCUGGGAAUGGUACAGUUGUCUGGGAUUGAUGGUGUGCUCUAUUAUGCUCCUGUCCUCUUCUCGCAAGCCGGGCUAUCGUCAUCAACUGCUUCUUUCUUGGCUUCUGGAGUGUCUGCUAUCUUGAUGCUUGCCAUCUCGAUUCCUGCUUUCUUGCUCGCCGACAAAUGGGGCAGACGAACUUCCGCUAUAACAGGUGGUAUCGGAUUAUCAGGCCUCAUGCUGCUGAUUGGUACGCUGUACGCGGCUGGCGUUGUUCACUCUUAUGGCGUCGCUCGAUGGGUUGUUAUCGUGUGCGUCUUCGCGUUUGGCCUGACCUACUGCGCAACUUGGGGUAUUGUUGGUAAGAUCUAUGCGAGCGAGAUCCAGCCCUCCAAUACUCGCGCUGCCGCCAACUGUGUGGCACAAGGUCUUGGUUUCUUCACGAAUUGGCUGGUGGCUAUCCUGACACCUAUUCUGCUUGACAAGUCAGCGUUCGGUGCCUACUUUCUAUUUGGCGGUCUUGCCCUCGGCACUGUUGCUGUUCUUGCAGCUUACAUGCCGGAAACACGCGGGCGAACACUUGAGGAGAUACAGCACGCAUUUCAUCAACCUGGCUUGAAGAGUUUGACUAGAAUCGUUCGCCGCAGAGCACGCCGUGAUCCGGGGCACAGUAGUCAAGCUAUAGAGAUGGACACUCCACUACCCACAACAGUUGCUGAAGCUUCUGGACGGGGAUCACUCACCGGGCUCCGUUUGAACAUCGGUGCAGUUUAAACAGAUCGU
Messenger RNA from Truncatella angustata, 1902 nucleotides. RefSeq names its product general substrate transporter. Gene Ontology annotation, biological process: carbohydrate transport; transmembrane transport. Bases 364 to 1893 code for a protein of 509 amino acids. Gene Ontology annotation, cellular component: membrane. The record is from RefSeq and is a predicted model, not a curated record. The transcript has 3 exons. NCBI's taxonomy places the organism in Eukaryota, Fungi, Ascomycota, Sordariomycetes, Amphisphaeriales, Sporocadaceae. Gene Ontology annotation, molecular function: carbohydrate:proton symporter activity.